AGACAACUUCCUCUGCAACAGCCACAACCCGACUGAGAACACACAUAGGCUGCCUGCUGAGUGCAUCAUGGAAAGAGCCGUCGUGGUGUCGGCCCGCAGGACUCCCUCAGUACCAGAAUGCAACAUCUCUACCUCCACCUUGGCCUUCGAUCAGCACUUCACAACAAAUGCCAAAGGAAUACUCCUCCUGGCUGAGAUAGUGUGUGGUAUGUUAGUGUGGAUUCUGGUUGGGGGUACAGAGUAUUUUCAUGUGCCUGCUCUCUGCUGGGUGAUGUUUGUUUCCAUCUUGUGCUGGGUGCUGACCAUUUGCCUGUUUAUUAUUUAUCUCACUGGAGCCCACAGCAGAAUACCACAGGUCCCUUGGACUACACUGUCGCUGUGUUUGAACUGUGGUGCUACGGCUCUGUACCUGGUGACGGCAGUGGUGGAUGCUCACACAGUCAACCAGGCCAUUAGGGGGCGACACAACUACAACUGCUGGGCAGCAUCUGCAUUCUUUGCAUUUCUGACCACACUAUGCUACGCAGGAAGCGGCUGCCUGAGCUACCGUGCGUGGAAGACCACAGAAGAAGGACAAUAAUCAUGUUGCUUGUUCAGAUUGUUCUCUGAGGAGCAUGUCUGAUGGAGAUCUCACUUCAGACGAUAGGCUUCAGUCAAAUAAAAUGCUUGUAUAAACUGUAAAUAUGGUCAUGAAAAGAUGGUAUUUUUAGUUGGAGUGAUAAAGACAGGAUUUGAAGGCGGGCUAUGCAAUUCUAAUGAAAUACAUGUAUUUUUGUAAAAUUCAGCGAACAUCCCCUCAAGGUCUGCUAUUAGAAGUCAUCAAAAUUAAGUUUUAAGAUAAAAUUACUGCAUAAUGUUGCUGUAAAUGUCAGAUGAGCCUAAGCACAAUAAUCUACAGCAAUUCGUAGUGAAAAUCUUGUUCAUUUAGCUAAGUCAUCGGUCAUAGCAGAGCACUUGGCUGCAACCAGCAAAGAUGUUUAAUUUAAAUGAACGAUAAAAGGUGAUUGGUAUUCUGCUUCACUCACUGUGACCUGCCAUACUUCACCUCCCUAGCAGAUACUCUCAUUGAGCUUCUGAGGAUGAUCUGCGUGCACAGCUGUUCAUCCAUUACAGUAAUGAGCCAUGCAGUGGGCCUUUCUCAAUCUGUGUUCUUGUCUGUACUUGUGUUCUUGUGAACCUUAAGCUUUUGUGGCCCAAGUACUGUCCCAAUACACAAGUCUGCAUUUUGGAAAGAACGGUUAAAAAUCCCGGAAGUGUUCUUGACACGCCCAUACCGAGGAUGCAUCGGUUGGUAACUUGAACUUGACGGCAGAGAUAUCCCAAACAAUGGACUGAAAGCAGAUGAGAGAGGCCAACAACAGAACGUUUUGUACUGUUUUCGGACGUUAUUUCAUCACUAAAUCCACUUCUGGGAAGGUUUGAGGCCAGAAAUCAACUGUGUAGAUGUCGAAUAUUGGCAAUUUAAUAAAAUGAUGGCGAAUCUAAAAUGUGCUCAAACAUUUUCGGAGUUGUGACGCUCUGCAACCGUCAGCGGGGGGAGCUAGCGAGCCGUCAACUCGGGUGUGACGUCAUUCCCACCUCCGACCGAGGUAAAUGGAACGCAGCAUUAUAUCCACGCGUUCGGGGGAUCGAGCUGAAUCUCGUGGUAUAGGCCACGCCCAUUUCCGCCUAACUUUUUUUUCUCUCGAUACAUUGCGAAAACUGAAACACCUAUUUUUAUUAACUUCUCCGAAGCCGCAAGUCUGAUCGGCACCAAACUUGGCACUGAUAAUCUCUGGACCAAGCUGAUGAAAGUUUGUAAAGGAAAUUUUGAUCCGACUAAAAAUGUCGCAAUUAUAGCAAUUAUUAAAUGCUAAAAACAGGAAAUGACAUCAUGUCUUCGUUUUGGAAUGGCAGACCGACACCAAAUUUGGAGCAUUAAUGUGGGACGCCCCCCUGAGGGCCUGUGCAACAUUUGGUGCAACUCGCCCCUAGGUGGCGCAAUUUCAUUCAAAAAAAUUGUUCCUCUGUCACCACAAGUCACAUUGACAUGAAUCCAGAGCCAAAUUGUUCAGCAUGGUCCCCUUACUACAGGCACCAAAGUUCACCCAAAUAUGCCCAUAGGUGGCGCUGUUAUUGCAGAUUAAAGACGUAAAAAUAAAGUCCCAUUGAUUUACAUGCAUUUUAUAUCUCCAUAACCACAAGUCUGAUUCAUACCAAAUUUGGGGCAAUUGUUCCCCAUGGGGCCCUGAUGAAACCUCAAAAAUUUAGUGCAAUUUGGCCAAAAGGUGGCGCUAUAAUCGAUCCCAUUAAUUUCAAUGGGAUUUUGAACCAAAGGACAUUUUUCUUUAUAACUACGCGCCACUACAUCGCACAUUUAUAAACCUUACUAUUACGUGUUUUGGGAAUGCUACCGAUUCCGAUGGUAUAGGAUACACCUCUGUGCCAUGACGUUUUCAUUUCGAUCGGGAAAACUGGAAAACUUAUUUUAAUUAACCCCUCCGAAGCCGCAAGUUCGAUCGCCACGAAACUUGGCAAAGACCAUCUCUAGACCAAGCCCAAGAAAGUUUGUAGAGGGAAUUUUGAUCCGCCAAAAAACGGCCGUAUUACAGGCCAACUAAUUUUAGCGCAAACGCUAAAAACAUGAUGUCCUGUCACAUCUAACGUUUGCAAUGGCUGAUCUACACCAAACUUUGUGAAAUUUUGCGUCAAUCGGCCUCUAGGUGGCGCUAUUAAUUGGAAAUCAAAUAACACUCCCAUAGACAUACACUCAUUUCACAACUCCAUAACCGCAAGCCCCUUUCAUUUAUAACUCUGCUCAUUUAUUCUCCACAGAUCCCCCGAGCCGCAGCGGGGUGCCCGGUGAAUUUGCUAUGUGCUUCGUAUGCUGCACAAAGGUGUUAACCAUCAUUGCAUCCCCUUUGUGGUGCUGCAUAGCACUUGGCGCUACAACUAUAACUGAAUAUUAGCAUGUAGAUGUGUUUGGGGCAGGACUGUAAUCAAGCACGUAAAGUCUGGUGCAUAUGUCAACAUGUACACUAAUUACAACAACGUCCUCUUUCAUGGCGAAUCAUCAAUUUUGGACGCCACACCACAAAGACGCUGUUCCACGAAAACUCACCGUUUGUGCAACUUUUAAUCGUCAACGGGUUUAGAGUAGAUAGCAACAAUUUGAAGUCGGCCGGACUUAAUCCCUAGGAGGAGUUCGUUAAAGUACGGGGGCCAGUAAAUCAUCCAAAAAUGAAAUCCAAAACCAUAAAAUUCAUAAUGGCCGACUUCCUGUUGGGUUUAGGGCAUUGCACCAAGAGGCUUUUUGGUACGUCGGGACAUGAUGUACAUCAGCAUAUACAUGUGUUCAGGGCGGGAUUCUUAUUAAACGUGUAAAAUUUCAUAAAGAUCUGAGCAUGUACAGUCAAGUUACAACAACUUCCUGUGUCACAGUGAAGCGUGGAGCUUCGCCGCCAUGCCACCGCUACGCCACUGCAACACCGUUAACCGAAAACUCACAAGUUUUACAUCAUGGCUUCAUCAAUGUGUUAAGGGUUUUCUGGGACAGUUUUGAAGAUGAUAUCCAGUCUGGUAGGAGUACAUUACAGCGUAAAUCGUGUCAUUUCCUGUUGCCAGCAGGUGGCGCUAUGACAUUGAGUCAAUAUUGGCAUAUGGAUGUGUUCAGGGUGUGACUCUUAAUAUACAUAUCAAAUUUGGUCCAGAUGUCAGCAUGUAUACUGAAGUUAUAACAACUUCAAAAUUGAGGUUACUUUGCAGAAAAAAGAAGAAUAAUCCCUUCAGUUUCAAUAGGGACCUUGCACGGUUCGUUCUUGGGCCCCAACUAUAAAUGAAAAGCACAUUACACUCAAAACUGUUGUGUGUGCAACUGCAAAAGCAACGUCAAUACAGUAAGAGACUUCUUACACAUCACAUGCAACCUUGUCCCUUGCCAAGCAAAGGAGGAAAACCCUCGGAAGUGCUGGAUCCAGCCUGUUUCUAACAACACGUCUCACCACAGGCCAAUUUCAUUGGGUAAGAGAUGAGUUUCGGCCAUAGACAUUCCACCAUCAGGCAAUCAUUUAUGAAUCAUUGGUUGCUCAUUUAGGGUGGUGUGGUGGUGCAGUGGUUAGCACUGUCACCUCACAGCAAGAAGGUCAUGGGUUCGUGCCCUGGCCUUUCUGUGUGGAGUUUGCAUGUUGUCCGCGUGGGUUCAGAAAUCAUAAUUUGUAGCUAGAAACCUGGGUGUAAUGUUUGACUAUAACCUUUUUUUUUAAAAAUAUGUUAAAAUUGUUGUUCAAUCAUGUUUGUACCAGUUAAAUGAUACAAAUGUCUCUGCACAUGUAAAUACUGUUUCAUCUCAUGUCGGGCACAGACCUGGCACGUCGCACAUAUUUGUUGUUGAUCUUUGUUGUUAUAUAUUUUUAUGUUGUCAGUUUAUAUAUUUAUAUGUACACAAUAUAUAAGGACAUCCGUACUUUUACUUCAUCUAGGUUGGAUUAUUUUAAUUCAUUGUAUUCAAGCCAAUUAACUAUCUCACAACUUCAGCUUGUACAAAAUGCAGCUGCCCGACUUUUAACUAAAACUAGAAGACAAGAUUACAUCACUCCUGUUUUAACCUCAAUUUGCUGGUUACCUGUAAGGUUUAGAAUUGAUUUUAAGGUUUUACUGAUCGCUCUUAAAGCGCUUCAUGGUUCUGCUCCCAGCUAUAUUGCUGACUUGCUGCUCCCCUAUGAGCCAGAACGCAGCCUCAGAUCAUUUGUUAUCUGUUCCUAAGAGCUGGCUCAAGACCAAAGGUGACCAGGCUUCUGCAGUAAGGGCCCCUCAGCUCUGACACUCCUUGCCUGAGAACCUGAGGCUUGCAGGUUCAGUGACAUCUUUAAAAUCACUUCUCAAGACAUUUUUUGUACAGCCUACCAUUUCUGUCUUGUGAUAUAUGUCAAUUUUUACUGUAUCACUGUUGUGGAAUCUUGUUUCUUUUUAUCAUUAUACAAGUUUAUAUUGUUUGAUUUAUUUAUUAUUUUUAUGCCUCUGUCUUGAAAUGUUUUUAAUUUGUGUUCAACCAUGUAAAGCACUUUCUAACUCUGUUUUGAUGCGUGCCGUAUAAAUAAAGUUUAUUAAUAUUAUUAUUAUUACUAAAUUCAGCAUAAUGUUGUAGAGCAGAAACAGGUCACUGACCUCUAAUCUGGAAUGAAUUUGUGCCAGCAUUUUGGAUGAAUGAAUUAAUUGUGUUAGGCACGUGUAUUGUGGGCUAAUAAGUGUUCCUAAAACAUGUUCAGUGACACACCAGCUAAUCUCUGUUGUCUGGUAGAAUAUUAACAGUAUUAAUAGUAGAAAACAGUUUAAGUUUAUCAGUCUUGCAUUCUGCAUGUAGAAACAUCUGGACUCUUGUCUUGCACAACUUGUAGCAUAACAGUUUGGUUUAAUUUGAUGUCUGAAUUGUCAUUUCUGCUGAAAUAUAAUGGUGUAUCUUCUGUAACUACCACAACCUGCAGUAGCUAUAUGGUGCAUAUUCACUUGCAAGCAGGGGUAUGUAUGUAUUUACAGUAUAUACUACAUUCUCCUGACAAAAUGCAAAGCUGAAACUCAAGCUAGGACGGAGCGGGUUGAACUUGCAUUGCCAGACAAUCUGUAUAGAUCAGCAACGAUGAGAUCAUAAUAAUAAUGUCAAGUGUACUUAGUAGGUUUUACAAAAAAAGACAUAAACACUGAUGAUUUUAAACUGAGAACAAGCACUGCAACCUGAAUACAUGCCAUGUAACCUUUACCACAUUCUGAAUCAUCUUUGUGUGUAGAGCAGAAACAGGUCACUGACCGCUAAUAUGGAAUGAAUUCAUGCCAGCAUAGUGUAAGUGAAGCACAUGAGAAGGCAGCAGAGCAGACAGCGCUGGCAGCAUACUGACAACAUUGACUUGAAAACAUAUUUAGAUUAAUGAACUGUGUUAGGCACGUUUAUUGUGGGCUAAUAAAAGUUCUCCUAAAA
Messenger RNA from Micropterus salmoides (largemouth bass), 5947 nucleotides. It is a transcript of the gene cmtm8b, whose product is annotated as CKLF-like MARVEL transmembrane domain containing 8b. The record is from RefSeq and is a predicted model, not a curated record. The transcript has 4 exons. Gene Ontology annotation, cellular component: membrane. The coding region runs from base 68 to 580 and encodes 170 amino acids. NCBI's taxonomy places the organism in Eukaryota, Metazoa, Chordata, Actinopteri, Centrarchiformes, Centrarchidae. Gene Ontology annotation, molecular function: structural constituent of myelin sheath. Gene Ontology annotation, biological process: myelination.